UGGUCCCAGGACGAGGAGGGAGGGGUGAGAGUGGAGGCCAAGCUCCGUCUCUGCUGUCAAUCACUCGGUGUGGCCGAGGUGAAGGAGGGAGACAGAGAGUCACAGAUGAGCCGAGGAUCUGCCUGAUCGGACCCGAAUGAUGGGAAACCAGCUACAGUAAAGAAGAUUUAAUAGCCUGGGAGCAGACGAGGGUUCAGUCAUGCUUCUGUGUCCUUGUGUUGGGCAGCUGGUUUUACAUCACACAAACUCGGACCCAAAACCGUUGAGAUGGAUGAAAGUUUUUUUUUUUUUUUUUACCCACUGACAUCAAGUCUGUCAAGUACCAGAUUUGGACCAAUCCCAGGCUCUGCGGAUCCAUCAUCCUCUUCUCUGGGCGUUGGGUUACACUGUGAAAUGGCAGCUGCCUGCUGAGGCUCCGGUUACCUGUCCGUCAGCUGUUGAUGUGACGGCAGCACCUGCAGAGAGACGGUACAAGGUUCACAAAGUUUAUCGGUUCUGUGGAAGCGGCGACUCCUGAGGGGCGGAAUCCAGGACAGAGGUGCAGGAGGUGAGACAUAAAAGGACACAGGCCUGAAGCAAAGCUGCCAGAUCGAUCCAGUGGAGUGGAAAGGAACUCUGAGGAUGUAAAGAUCUGCUGGUCCUCACUGGGGCCUGAGGACAGCGAACCUCCGGCCAAGCUGGCGCUGAACAGUUGUUGACAAGUUGGAAGUGGACCCGUGAGUUGGGGGCAUGUAUGUCCUUUGCACCCUGGUGGUCCUGACCCUACACAGCCUCUUCAAGACCCGAAACACCAAGACCGUGGGGCUGGAACGCUGUUCAGAGAAGGGACAUGACACCGACGCUUGCUCCAAGACCCGAAGUCGCGGUUCAGCGAAGCUCUCGGACCACAGAGGACUGAUGAGCUGCAGACCCUGCGCCCGUGAUGACGGAACACGAGCUCAGCCGGUCCAGCGGUCCAGCGCUCUGCUCAGCCCGGCGGUCAUGUACAGCACAAGAAAGACCUGGGACCUCGGCCACGGCAGCUGCCUGCAGGAGCUCUGGAAGAAGGACGUGUCAUUGGACACGAGCUCAGUGGACUUUCUGAUGAGUGAUGAAGACGACAGCUCCUUCCUCUCCCUGCCCUCUGCCGUCUUCUCACCCCGUCCGUCUCUGAGCGCAGAGCGGACCCAAGUGAACGCACCCAGCCAGCAGCUGCUCAUCGAGGCUCUACAAGACAAAGUUUGCGAGUUUCAGGCUCGUCUGUGCUCUGAAGACAUCGCUCAUCACCUGCUGCUCCAGCACCUGCAGCAGCAGGACACACGCGGAGGAGGCGAGGUGACGCUGUCCGUGCCACCCGGCGGUGUGAGAGCAUCGGCGUCUGCAGGCGAGCGGCCUCCAGAUCGACUCAGCCGUCCAGGAGAAGAGCAGCUCGUCUCUCGGCUGCGCACACAGGUGGGGGAGCUGGAGGAGAAGCUGUUGGAUCAGACUCAGGAGGUGGAGAGACUUCGCUCUGAACUGGGGGCGACAGACCUGGAGAAGCAGCUGGAGCUGCUGUUGGUGGAGAACGAGCGUCUGAAGCAGGAGCUGAAGUCAUGCAGGAGCUCAGAGCUUCAGAAGCUCGACGCUGCAGAAGAGACCUGCAGCUGCAGCCACUGCCCGUACAGCCGGGAUGCAGAUUUCCUGCGCAGGGACGUGUCCCGAUGGGAGAACCAGGCCCGGCAGAGGGAGCGGCGCCUGGCUGAGCUGGAGCGGGAGCUCCUGGACAAAAGCUCCAGGGUGGAGACGCUCGACCGGCAGUUGAACGAGUCGAUGCACAUGCAGGAGGAGACGGAGCAGAAACUUGCCCUCCGGCUGCAGGAGUGUGAGGAGGAACUGGUCCGACGGGCAGCAGCUACUCCCACAGUCCAGACGGUGGAGGUGGAGUCGUCUGCGGCUGAGGUGCAGACCAAGAACGCCGUCCUUCAGGAGCAGCUGUCGGUGCAGAGGCAGCUGCUGCGGGAUCUGGAAACGCAGCUGCACGACUCUCAGAGGACGUGUGCGCAGCUCCGGACGCAGCUCCUCUCUGAUCGGGGCCGUCUGUGCCGCCUCCUCUCCAGAGCCUUCGCUGGGGGCUGCUCUGAGGUGGUGCACAGCUUGUCCAAGAUCCUGGUGUAUGAAGGAGAGAUGGCGCGGGCUCAGGGCCAGCUGGAGGUGGAGAUGCAGAACCUGGAGGAGGAGAAGAAUCGUGAGAUCGAGGAGGCGUUCAUCAGGGCUGAGAGCGAGAUGAAGGCCGUUCAUGAGAACCUGGCAGGAGUGAGGAUGAAGAUGCUGAGUCUGCAGCGGGCCCUCCGGACUCUCACCAGUGACUACAAGUGUCUGAAGAGCCAGGUGCAGGAUUUCCCCUUUUUGUUGGACAGGGCGAUCACUGAGGCAAAGCAGGAGAUCUGUGUGGUGAUCAGCGAGGUGAGCAGCACCAACCAGGAACUGCUGCGCAAAUACAAGCGAGAGAUGAACCUGAGGAAGAAAUGUCACGAUGAGCUUGUUCGACUCAAAGGUAACAUUCGUGUUUUCUGCCGCGUCCGUCCCGUCAGCCAGGAGGAGCAGGACUCCGCCGACGCCAAAGCCAUGCUGAGCUUCGACUCGGACGACGACGCCAUCCUCUACCUCUCCAACAAGGGCAAAAUCAUGACCUUUGAACUGGACAAAGUCUUCCCUCCUCAGGCCGGACAGGAAGAGGUGUUUCAGGAAGUCCAGUCACUGGUCACUUCGUGUAUCGAUGGCUACAAUGUCUGCAUCUUUGCCUAUGGACAGACCGGCUCUGGGAAAACCUACACCAUGGAGGGCGUGGCUGAGGACCCUGGCAUCAACCAGCGAGCUCUCCGCCUGCUAUUCUCAGAGGUGAUGGAGAAAGCUCCAGACUGGGACUACACGAUCAGCGUCAGCAUGGUGGAGAUCUACAAUGAGACACUGCGGGACCUGCUGGGAGAGAAUCCUACCGAUAAGCUGGACAUCAAGCUGAACCCUGAUGGCAGCGGACAGCUCUACGUUCCCGGGCUCACCAAUUUCACUGUGCAGAGUCCAGAGGACAUCAACAGGGUGUUUGAGGUGGGUCACGUGAACAGAGCGACGGCCUGCACCAACUUGAAUGAACACAGCUCUCGAUCUCACGCGCUGCUCAUCAUCAACGUGUCUGGAUUUAACACGGCUACAGGAAACCGCACACAAGGUAAACUGAACCUUGUGGACUUAGCCGGUUCAGAGAGGAUUGGUAAAUCCGGGGCAGAGGGGACUCGUCUCCGAGAGGCUCAGUGCAUCAACAAGUCUCUGUCAGCGCUGGGAGACGUCAUCAACGCGCUGCGGAGCAAACACUCCCACGUCCCGUUCAGAAACUCCAGACUCACCUACCUGCUGCAGGACUCCCUGAGCGGGGACAGCAAGACCCUGAUGAUGGUGCAGGUGUCUCCACUGCCUGUGAACAUGAGUGAGUCCGUCUGCUCCCUGAAGUUUGCUCAGCGCGUUCGAAGCGUCGAGUUGACUUCAUCCUCCAGGAGACACGAAAACUCGUCCACGUCGUCGUCACCCACACACGACAGCGUCGAGUUGGACUCUCCCCCGGUGACCCCGGUCCCUCUGCCCAUCUCUCGGGCCAGCAGCGCUGGCUCCACCCUGUCGUCUGCCUCCAGAACUCCCAGCAGCUCCCGGAGGAGGUCCCAGUCCCAGCUCUCUACAGGUCUCAAGUGUAAGAGUGAUGGAGGAUUUUCCCAGCAUCACCUGCUGUCAGCCUGCUCCUCUUCUUCCUCUGUGUCCUCAUUCUGUGGUCUGGUUGGUUGGUUUGCAGACAGGCAGGUAGACAGAGCCAGCCCAUUGGUGGGGGACGGUGGGCAGGACGACUGAAGCUGACGGCCUGAGCAACAAGGAGACGAAGCUGGACGCAGGAAGUCUGGACGACGGAACAAAGACUGAACCUUGAAGCAUCUUGACUUGCGUUUGUGUUCGUCUUGACCCAACGCAACUUCCUUACUCAACCUUUUUCAUCAGUAUAUGCUUUGCAAUCACAGUAUUUCCUUUAAUGGUUUGUAAAGUCACACUUAACUAAUUUUCUAACCCAUAAUUCCAGGAUGUGGUUGAUUAUGAAAUAUGCAUAAUUAAAUGUAAAUAUUUGUGUAGCGCUAAUCUUGUUUUUAUUGAGGUUUUAUUAAGAUAUUUUUGCUGGAGGAUGGAGCCGCAUGGAAACGGUCUGAGCCUAAUCUGCAGCUGAAAACUGAGAUUUGAAUCUGGCAUUUCUGUUGAUUGACCUCAUUUUGUCAUGGCUGUUUUCCAGCGGAGACUCGACCUGGUCUGUUUGUCCUCCAUCAUCCGUCACGGUGCUCAGAGCAGAACGAAGGCGUUGUUCAAAAACGAUUUUUCCUUCAGAUCAACGUGAACUGAACGUUCAAAACUUUCCUUGACUGUGUUUUCUCUGUAUUGUGCUGUUGUCUUGUUGCCGUGGUAACCACAGGUGACCGCUGACCUCAGGCAGAGCUGUAGCUGUAGAGAACAGGAUGAGCUGCUGUGUGUUGUUGAUCAUCUGCUUGCUUUGUUGCUGCUGUAGGUUUCUACAGUUUUUUUUCUAAUCCCAUUUUUAAUAAAUAUUCUUAAAAAACA
Messenger RNA from Betta splendens (Siamese fighting fish), 4602 nucleotides. It is a transcript of the gene kifc3, whose product is annotated as kinesin family member C3. The record is from RefSeq and is a predicted model, not a curated record. Gene Ontology annotation, biological process: microtubule-based movement. Bases 730 to 3852 code for a protein of 1040 amino acids. The transcript is spliced from 23 exons. NCBI's taxonomy places the organism in Eukaryota, Metazoa, Chordata, Actinopteri, Anabantiformes, Osphronemidae. Gene Ontology annotation, molecular function: microtubule binding; microtubule motor activity; ATP binding.